Molecule: messenger RNA, 1310 nt
Organism: Durusdinium trenchii
Lineage: Eukaryota; Dinophyceae; Suessiales; Symbiodiniaceae
Source: the annotation of a GenBank genome assembly
UCGCCUGAAAGUUAAGCUCAUGGCAUCCGUUGUUCCACCAUGGCGCCCAUCCUAACAGUGUCGCUCGUCUCUGGCGAAGAACUCGGCCGUUUCAGUGCCUCCAAUGUGGAGAACUUGAAGCGCCAGCUGUUUGCCCUGCCCCGGAGUGGCUGCCUUCGUCAGGCUGACCCCAAAUCCACACAAUUGGUCGGCAAAGACGGCGUGCUCUCUGAAUGGCAGAUCUUCACGGAGGAUCAAGACCUGCAAAUCCUUCUUGCUCCACGGAAGCAUGCUAUCAGCGUGCUUCUUCGCUGUCAACCACCCUCAGCCCCGUGCGCGGACGAGAGGGCACCUUUGGUCUUGGACACGGUGCAUGGCUUGGUGACCGACGCCCAAGGGAAGUCGAUUGAGUUGGAUUAUGUUUUUGAUGAAGCUGAUGGCUCCAUGCUCUUCAUGGAGCUUUGGGAAGACAUUCUUUUGCAAAGUUUGAAGGGACGACGAGCCUUACUGCUUGCUUACGGUGCAGCCGACUCUGGAAAGAUGCAGGGUAUUUUUGGAGAAAAUGGAUUGGUCCUGAAGACACAUGAGUUUCUCCAAGCCCACGUCCGAGCAAGCUUUGUGGCAGUCGAGUUCAUUGAACUAGUUACCGAAAAAGCUUAUGAUUUGUUGGCCGGGGAGACCACUUGGGAGCAUCAGCAUCCUGUGCACUAUAGCCAGGAUCAAGUGACCCUGGAAGGAGUACAACCGCGCCCCAUAGAUGUGUCAACCGCGAUGCUGCUGGGUUUGGCAAACCGACAUGAACGUGACCGCUACAUUUCUCCCAAGGAGGGAAGCACCAUCAUACCCGACCAAAAAAUCUUCUGGGCUAUAUCUCAAGUCCUGCGGCAACUCCUUCCUGAUGGGAAACGACGCCAUACACGGUGCAUUCCUUACAGAGAAUCUGCAGUGACCAUGCUGAUGUCCAAUGUAUUGCGAUCUAUUUCUCCCCAGCUCGUCGUCCUGGGCACCGAUGGUGGUGACACGGAAAGGACCCUGCGACUCCUCAAGCAAGUGCGUGGCUGCCUACUGGUCGCUGAUGAGAAAACUAAUGGAGAAGAACAGGAAUGAAAUCUCUUGACCAGUUAUUUACCUUUCCCUGGUCCUUAGUACCCAACUUUCACCGUGGCCCAACGAAGUUCACCUCAGAAGUUCGACCAAUUCGUCUUUGCCGUCUCGGCCAUGAAGCACCUGAACGAGCACCUGAACGAGCGCUUUGGACCGCCCGACGAAGCAGCUGAGUGGUCCGUGCCAAAGAUGGAGUGGCGCUGAGAAGUCCGGUUCUGGACUCAGGC